UUUAAAGUGACUGGUGGCGCUAAAAUAUGGGAAAGCGAUCUUUCUGUCACAGUCGCAAGCGUAAAGCAAAACGCAUAUUACGUAAUGUUUAAAGGGGCGUUACAUUCCCUUGGUUGCACAUACAAACCAGUUUUAGAGGCAGCCAGAUCGAAGCAGAUUGUCAGAACAUGGCAGCAGUGAAAGCAUGCAAUAUCUUGAUCACCGGAGCCAACCGGGGCUUGGGCUUAGAAACUGUUAAACAACUCACAGAGGACUCUUGUCCAAAACGUCGUAUUUUUGCUACCUGCCGGGACCCAGAUGGGCCAAAGUCUGAGGCAUUAAGAGAACUGGCAAAACAGCAUCCGAGUGUGAUCACCAUCAUAUGUCUUGAUGCUGAUGAUCCAUCCAGUGUCAAAGAGUCUGCAAAGAAAGUGGGAUCUCUUCUGGGAAACAGUGGUUUGAACCUGCUUGUGAAUAAUGCUGGAAUCGUGGCAAAGGGCACCAUUCAGACCAGCAGUGUUGAAGACAUGAAAAACACCUUCAACACCAACGUGAUAGGACCCUUAUUAGUCAUUAAGGAGUACUUACCAUAUCUACAAGCAGCGGCCAAAGCCAGUGGGACACCAGGCAUGUCUUCUAAUAAAGCAGCUGUUAUCAAUAUCUCCACUAUGGGGGGAUCCAUCAGCAAAAUGCCUUCCUUAUACGCACAGUUUCCAGUGUUGCCUUAUUGUGUUAGUAAGGCAGGUUUAAACAUGCUGACUGUGUUAGCUGCUGAGGAGUUAAAGGCUGAUGAGAUCCUCUGCAUGGCCCUUCACCCAGGAUGGGUGAAAACUGAUAUGGGUGGGAAAAAAGCACCACUUGAACCAAAAGAAAGUGUGGAGGGGAUGCUGCGUGUCAUUGGCAGCCUCACUGAGAAGCAUCAUGGAGGAUUCCUGGACUACACUGGAGAAGCAAUUCCCUGGUAAACCAGAAGAACAAAAUCACUUCUAUACGAGAGGUCUUGAAAGGGCCUGUCCUGGUCUAAUCUGCCCUGUUUAUUCUAUUAAUCAUAAAAUGGCAUACUUAACCCUUUUGCGCGUGAGUUUAAAGUAAUCUAGCUGAGCCCCCAGCAUGAGUUUCUUAGGCGACUGUUAUUUUAGAAUGUACCACCUUAUUGUUUCCAUGGCUUUUGUUUAGUUUUUCUUGUUUUAUACAAAAUAUUUACAAACAUACUAUAUUAUGAUUUUGUUAUUAUGAAAUAUUUGAUAUUCCGAUUCUGAAAUAUGUGCAAGUAAAUAUAUUUGGUAACUUAAACACUUUUAUAUCGACCAUGUUAGUUGAGCUAUACCGGGCGAUGAGCGCCCCCAUGUUAGUUCCCAGCAAACAUUUGGACGUUUAAUGACCGUUGAAAGACGUCCCUCCGACACGUCCCGUCAUGGUUGAAAAAUAGUUCCAAAAUGAAAGUUGAACGGACGUUUUUGACAUAAUCUGGCAG
Messenger RNA from Carassius carassius (crucian carp), 1453 nucleotides. Its product is annotated as C-signal-like. The record is from RefSeq and is a predicted model, not a curated record. The transcript is spliced from 6 exons. Gene Ontology annotation, molecular function: oxidoreductase activity. Bases 168 to 944 code for a protein of 258 amino acids. NCBI's taxonomy places the organism in Eukaryota, Metazoa, Chordata, Actinopteri, Cypriniformes, Cyprinidae.